Molecule: messenger RNA, 10673 nt
Organism: Hirundo rustica (Barn swallow)
Lineage: Eukaryota; Metazoa; Chordata; Aves; Passeriformes; Hirundinidae
Gene: AAK1
Product: AP2 associated kinase 1
Exons: 22
Coding region: 201-4037 (1278 amino acids)
Biological process (GO): protein phosphorylation
Molecular function (GO): protein kinase activity; ATP binding
Source: RefSeq, a predicted model, not a curated record
GGCUGCGCACGCCGGCCCCGCGGGGUGCAUGGAGGCACCCGCCAUCCUCUGCGAGGUGUGAGUCCUGGGGGACAGCGCGGCUCGGCCCCGCCAGGCGAGCGGCCCCGGGCCCCCCUCAGCGGCCGCGGCAGGAGCCAGGAGGGGCUCGGGACCUGACACCGGCAUCGCCCCCAUCCCCGGCAGCUGCCGCCUCCUGAGACAUGAAGAAGUUUUUCGACUCGCGCCGGGAGCAGGGCGGCUCCGGGCCCGGGUCGGGCACCAGCGGCGGCGGCGGCGGCAGCAGCGGCCCGGGCAGCGGCUACAUCGGCCGGGUCUUCAGCAUCGGCCGGCACCAGGUCACCGUGGACGAGGUGCUGGCGGAAGGUGGCUUUGCAAUCGUGUUCCUGGUGAGGACGAGCAAUGGGGUGAAGUGUGCCCUGAAGAGGAUGUACGUCAAUAAUGAGUAUGACCUGCAGGUCUGCAAGAGAGAGAUCCAGAUCAUGCGGGAUCUGUCUGGUCACAAGAACAUUGUGGGCUACAUCGACUCCAGCAUCAACUCUGUCAGCAGCGGGGAUGUGUGGGAAGUGCUGAUCCUCAUGGAUUUCUGCCGGGGGGGGCAGGUGGUGAACCUGAUGAACCAGCGCCUGCAGACCGGCUUCACUGAGAGCGAGGUCCUGCAGAUCUUCUGUGACACCUGCGAGGCCGUGGCCAGGCUGCACCAGUGCAAGACUCCCAUCAUCCACAGGGAUCUCAAGGUUGAAAACAUCCUACUGCAUGACCGUGGUCACUAUGUCCUGUGUGACUUUGGAAGUGCUACUAACAAAUUCCAGAACCCUCAAACAGAAGGGGUGAACGCGGUCGAGGAGGAAAUCAAGAAGUACACGACGUUAUCCUACAGAGCACCAGAGAUGGUGAACCUGUACAGCGGCAAACUCAUCACUACAAAAGCAGACAUUUGGGCCCUGGGCUGUUUGCUGUACAAGCUGUGCUACUUCACCUUGCCCUUUGGGGAGAGCCAGGUGGCCAUUUGUGAUGGUAACUUCACCAUUCCAGACAACUCCCGGCACUCCCAGGACAUGCACUGCCUCAUCCGGUACAUGCUUGAGCCAGACCCUGAUAAGAGACCUGACAUUUAUCAGGUCUCCUACUUUGCAUUCAAACUGGCCAAGAAGGAGUGCCCGGUGCAGAAUGUCCAGAACUCUCCAAUCCCUGCUAAACUCCCAGACCCAGUUAAAGCAAGUGAAGCUGCUGCAAAGAAGAGUCAACCAAAGGCCAGGCUCACAGACCCCAUCCCUACGACAGAAACAUCCAUAGCACCCCGCCAGAGACCUAAAGCAGGACAGACCCAGCCCAACCCUGGAAUUCUGCCUAUCCAGCCAGCCCUGACGCCCAGGAAGAGAGCCACAGCCCAGGCAGCCAUUCAGCCCCAGGUUGCAGGCCCAGCUGCCCUGGGCAGUGCCCAGCCCUCGCUCCCUGCCAGCUCCCCCCAGCCAAAAGCAGCCCCGCAGCAACCUCCAGCCCAGCCCCAGGCCAAGCCAGCAGCGGCGCCCCAGGCACAGCCCCAGGUCCCCUCCACACAGCCCCAGGCCACCCCUCAGCAUCAGCAGCAGCUUUUCCUGAAGCAGCAGCUCCUGCAGCAGCAGCAGCAACAGCAGGCUGCCUACUUGCAGCAGCAGCAGCAGCAGCAGAUGAUGCAGGCACAGCAGUUCCCAGUGAUGCAGCAAGGAGCACCUGUGCAGCAGCAGCUGAUGCAGAACUACUACCAGCAGCAGCAGCAGCAGCUGAUGGCCCAGCAGGCAACUAUGCAGCAGAAGACCGCAGCAGCAGCAGCAUCUCAGCAGAAGCAGCAGCCCCUGGCGCCAGCGCAGCCCCAGGCCCAGCCCAGCGCGGCACCGCCGACGCAGCCGCAGGAGCAGGGGGCGCAGGCUCAGGCGAGGCAGCAGCAGCAGCAGGCUCAGGGCACGGCGCAGGGGCAGAAGCUGGGCUCGCUCACGCCGCCGUCCUCGCCCAAGGCGCAGCGCGCGGGGCACCGCCGCAUCCUCAGCGACGUCACGCACAGCGCGGUGUUCGGCGUGCCCGCCAGCAAAUCCACCCAGCUGCUGCAGGCCGCCGCUGCCGAGGCCAGCCUCAACAAGUCCAAAUCUGCUUCCACCACGCCCUCGGGCUCGCCAAGGACCUCGCAGCAGAACGUCUACAACCCUCCCGACCUGUCCACGUGGAACCCCUUCGAUGAUGACAACUUCUCCAAGCUCACAGCUGAGGAGCUGCUGAACAAGGACUUUGCAAAGCUGGGGGAUGGGAAGGCUCCAGAAAAGGCAGCCAGUUCCACGGAGAACCUGAUCCCGGGUUUCCAGCCGGCUGCGUCCGCAGCCCCGGCAGAUGCCUUUGGCGGCUCGUCCUUCACUGCUGGGCCAGCUGAAAAAACGAAAGACAUUCUGAGUUUGGACUCUAGCCCUCCUCUCCUGACUGUGCCUGAUCCUUUCAUUCCUCUCCCGUUAUCUGAUACUCCAGAAAAACUGAUUGAGGGACUCAAAUCUCCCGAGCCUGCGCUCCUGCUCCCCGACCUCCUGCCUCUGGCUGACCCCUUCGGCAGCACGGCAGAUGCUGUCAAUGGAAAAGCUGACAUAGCUGUGGAGAGCCUGAUCCCGGGGCUGGAGGCCCCGCUGCCCCAGCGCCUCGUGUCCCAGAGCGAGUCGGUGGCCUCCAACAGAACAGACUCUCUCACUGGGGAAGACUCUCUGCUUGACUGUUCUCUGCUCUCUAACCCUGCUGCUGACCUCCUGGAUGAGUUUGCUCCCAUAGCUUUCGCAGCUCAGCCUCACAAAGAAGAUACUAACCUGAUAUCAGGCUUUGAUGCUCCUGAGGGCUCUGAAAAGGUGACAGAAGAUGAGUUUGACCCAAUCCCAGUGUUGAUAUCCAAAAAUUCACAAGGUCUGCAGAGGGAUCCAGGCCGGUUCCCAGCUGUAGCUCUUGAGCUCUGUAAAGGAGAUCCUGGCAGUGACGGACUCGCUUUGUACAAGGGUCAGCCCGAGAUGCUGGAUGUGAAAGUGCAGCACAACUCAGAGUCAGAGUACUUGGCCAGAGAUGGUCCUUCAAGCAACAGCUCUUUCUACAGCAGUGAAGGAGAGGGCACAGACCAUGAGGGAGAUAUUCUGGAUUGCAGCGGGUCCAGGCCUUUACUGAUGGAUUCAGAAGAGGAGGAGGAGACGUGCAAGUUGUGCCCAGGGUUCCUGCAGCCUGUGCCCAGGCAUGAGGACUCCAAAGAAGAUCCCCAGUCCCAGGCCAGAGGAGGGAAGAUGCUGUUCCCGGCCUUCCAGUCGCACACUGGGGAGGUUUUUAACGAACCGGAUGUGUUUGCCACAGCUCCUUUCCGAAGCUCCAGGAAGGUGCCUGAUGAAGUGGAUGUCUUUACCAAAGCUCCUUUUAUCUGUAAGGGCAACACGGCUCUACGACAUCCAGAGGAAGUAGAUGUGUUUCUGAGAGCCCCUUUCACUAAGAAGAAAAGCGUAGAAGAGUUGACUUCCCAUAAGGAGCCAUUCACCUCCCCUGCUUUCCUGAGCCAGGCAGGCGAUGGCCGAGCUCAGCCGAUGUUCCCGUGCCUGGAUUCAGCAGCACACGGGUCCGUGGCCUCGGUGAGAGCUCCGUAUCCUUCUACUGGGUUUGCUCAGCCAGGCAAUCUCCAUCCCUGCUCCAUCAGAGCCGUGGAGGCCCAGGAGAGUGUCCCUGCUAAAGCAGUGCUGCCGGAGCAGGGCGACGUGGCCGCUGAGAGGAGCCACGGGCACGCGUUGCCCCCGGACGCCACGCUGGGCACCGUGGCCAACAAACCUUUCCGUCCACAAUCCCUGUCCAAGUAUUCCCGGCACUACAGUCCCGAAGAUGGGCCGGGCCUCGAGGCCAAGCCCAUAGCUGCUUACAAAGUGGUGUCUCAGACCAACAGACAGGCUAUAGCGGGCUCUGUCGCUGUUGUCCCACUGUCUUCCAGGACUAUGGAGCUGCCUGGCGCGGAUCCCUUCGCCUCGGCGCCCUUCCCUUCCAAAGCAGCAAAGCAGAAGCCUUAACAUGCCAGGAGCUGGGGGCUGUGCUGCCUGCAGGAUGACUCAUGCAGGACCUCAAACCUCUUAGCUGAACUGAAUGACAUAGCAAUAUAUACAUAUAUAUAUACACACACAUAUAUGUAUAUAUAAAGUAAUUAUUAUUUUUGGUCAGAACUCUAUUUGCAGUGAUACAUAGUUGAACCAUUUAAGUUAUGUUCGUCCGAAUGCCUGGUUCUCAGGAUCCUCACAUCCUUUCCAGUUGCUUCUCACCUUCCUCCUCUCAGUCUUCCCUCCAUUUAUUUCUUUUUUAGAUGCUUUUCUCAAACCAGCAGUAUUCUGUAUUUUCUGGUCCUGGGUGGAGAAAUGCAUUACAAGAUGAAUUAAAAGGUUUAUUAAUUACAGAGCGAGUCAAGCAGGACUUGCUAAUGCUCUGGAAAGGACAUGAUUUCACAGGUUAAAGGGUUCUUAUGACUUUUGCUAUCAGUGAUAUUCCUGCUGCUUGGCAGCAGUGGCAGCCAUGGCUCUAGGUGUACUGGUGGGUGAUGUGCCCACGGAGCCUGAGCUGUGCCCUGAUGUCUGCUGCCAGUCUGGGCAGUGCUGGUGAGAGCAGAUCCAGGGCAGCAGCACAGCUUUGCUGCCCCAGGACUGGAACACAUGGCAGUGCUGCUGCCCCAGGGCUGGAGCUAGGGGAGGACUCACAGUGCCUUCCUGCUGUGAACCCAGUGAAGCAAUCAGGCUGUUACUGUUGCUGGAGAAUCAAGGGAUCGUGCAAACUAUCAGGCAGAGCCUUCACUUUUACACAUAUAUUUCCUGUCUGGUUUAUGCCAAAGGGUAGGACCUGGAAAUCUGCUUAUGGUGAAGGAGAGAUGUGUAUUUACAGUAUUAAAAGUAGACUUUAUGUGGAAAUUUCUGAUGUGAACAGCUCUGUAACUGUCCUGGUGUACCUCACGUGGUGUGAGUCAGCAGAGGCCACAGCCCCGUUAGGCUGGUUUGUACUGGGAGAGAGCUCGACUCAAAGUGAAUUCUGCCUAUUGCUUUCCUGUUGGUUAAGGAUGAACCUAAACAAAAUCCAUUUGCUCUCCUUCUAAAGAAUUAUGUUUUCUAUCCUGUUCCCGAAGAGCAGGACUGAGAUGACUGAGGCACGGACGGAACCUGGCAGAAAAGCUGAGACAUUUAUUGCAAAAGGCAACCCCCUUUGUAUACCCUUGUACAAAACACAGUAUUUUCUUAGAUGGUAGCUCUCACUAAGUGACACACAUUGCCAUUUCUAUAAGAACAAAUCAGCAAGUCAACGGACUUGAUGACAAUUUUAGAGCAGAAAUACUUGGCUCUAAUGGCAAACUUCCCAACCAGCCAGGCCCAGAGCUUGGCCAGACCUUAGGCCUUGACUGGAAGGGUUUCCCUAAAGUAUCUUACAAACUUUUAUUAAUAAUCCAUGGUAACAUGAAUAACCUCCAAACAACCAAAGGAUAUAAAUAACAUCAGAAAUUAUCUUACAGCUCAAUCCCUUUAUAAAAACUCCAUGUAUUGGCGAUAAACAUCAUAUUCAGUAUCACCAAUUAUACCAAAUGUUUCUUAUGUAAAAAUCUUUAAAGUUACAGCCCAAACUCCGCAAACCAGUCACUGAACAAGCUCCAUUCAUUUUGUCCCUUCGGUUUCCCAUGUUGAUGAUGAAGUCAGAGUAACAGAGGCUGGUUGGACCACCCCUGUAGGUACCCAUUGUGGACCGGAAUCUGUGGGACCGCAAACAUAUCCUCACCCCCAAGUUAUUAACGGAAAGGGGCCUUCCUAUUUUCCACUUUCAAGAUUCUUAACAAAUACUUGAGCUUUUUCUAGGUGAGUUUGCAAUCCACUGAAAUGGCACUGGACUGGGGUUAGGUCAUUCUGAAUAUGAUUCAAAAACUUAAGAUUUAUAUAAGGCUUUUAGCAGUCUUUAUUUAUAGACACCCAUCCCUACACUCCCCCUUUUUUGGUUUAAAAACACGGACUUGAGAGUACUAUGGGCCUGUUCAAUUGCAAUGAGUUUCUGUCCUCUGCCCCUCCCCAAUUCCUUCCUCAUCUAUCAGACCUCCUCCUUCUCAUCAUCAUCGUCCUUAGAUCUGAGGCCAGUGCAAUCUGAGGUUUCAUGGAGCAGGACACACUCCCUGCUGCUGAACCCAAUCCUGAGCACGUCCUUCUCCUUCAGCUGGUGGCAGCGCUGGGGCUCAGUGUGCUGGUUGUUGCGGAAGGCGCCGUUCCCCCGGCCCAGGUCGAUGACGUCGGGCCUCACCCUGCGGCCCACGGUGCCGUCAGCUCGGGUGUGCUCCAUCAGGCGGCACUGGAGGACGGCGUGGCGCUUGGGGCACGAGGGGUGGUCGAUGGGGAUGCCGGCCCAGCAGGUAGGAGCUCUGCCUGUGGAUGGACAUCGUGUCCGUCACAGGCGGGAACUCAUUCUUGAAGGGCUACAGGCGCCAGCGCGUCUUGGGGACGCGCGCCUUGGGGGCUCGCUGUGCUUGAUCACCACCCCCAGAAGGUGUUGGUGUCCUCCGGCAGCACCCCGCACAGCUCAAAGCUUGGCUUCUGCUUGUUCUUAGCGUUUAUUUUCUCGGGUUUGCUCUUGGACUGCUGGAGCUCCGGGUUCUAACCAGAACUGCUGCCCUCAGUGCCCUGUCGGUGCUCUUGCCUCCUCUCAUUGCAGAACUCCCUCUCUGCCUGCUGCUCCCGCAGCUUCUGCUUGUCCUGCUCAUGGCCGCCAGCUCCUGGCCUGUCAGGGGGUUCUUUCUGUCCAAGUGGUCCUUAUGCCUGUCUGGUCACUGCUCCUGCUCUGGUGGGUGUCUCUCCUCGUUCCCCCUGCCACAGCAAUCAUCCUGCUCCUGCUUCACCCUCCCAGUGUUGUGGCUGUGGCUCCUCCACCCGGCGUUGCUCCUUCUCCUGCUCCCUGUGUCACUGGAACUGCAGGAACAACAAAACCCCUCCAACAACAUUUUUAGUGUUAAAGAAUCAAGGCAGUACUAUACUUCUGGCUAGGAUGUGCAGCUGUCUUGGUUUUGAAAGACAGUUGUCUGCCAGAGGAAGCUAGAGCUGUCCUUGGAAUGGAAAAUGUUAUCCCCCUUCCCUCCAAAUUACUAUAAUUUUACAAUUAGGGGCUUUCAGGCAAAGAUAUGGGAAAUAGGAGUAACAGUUCUUUACUAGGAAUAUAAAAAACCCCCGAAACAACAACAAAAAAAGAAAACCCACCAAACAAAAACUCAAGUGUAGUAGUACAAAAAAACAAGGAAGCAAGCAAACAGAAAUCCUGGAAAAACCCUGACAGAGUCAGGGAUAUGACCUGGCGCCCUGGUGGUCAGGGUGUUGGAGGCAGUCCAAAUAAAUCCUCCUGGAGUAACAGACGUGGUUCUGUACAGUAGGGAUGGUCCUGUAGAAAAUCCAGUGGUGGUGAGAUGGGUCCAGUCUUCCUUCGGGAAUCCAAAUACCAAAUACCUUGUGUCCUUCAGUCCCAGUUUUUAUCUAGCUGGGAAGAGCUGGCUCCUCCCCCACUGUGUGGAGCAUCUCCCAAUGGCAUGAUGGAAUGUGUCAUGUCAUUGGUGGCCCCUAAAUGGCCCAUUAUCAGAAGAUGUUCCCCUGGAGGAUGGAGGGAUGAGAAAAGAGAUAAGAAACACUGCCUCAGCCUGGUUUUAGUGGCUGGGCCAUGAUCAGAAGGCAUCCUCCUCCUUCCCCCCUGGAGUUAGAAGAGAUAAGGAAAAAACAUCACCCAACAGCUGAAAUAGAAUACACUUUUUUUUGGUUACAUAACCCAAGACAGCAGCAGCAAACAUUUCAUCCACACACAGCCUGGGGGUGCAGAGGAAAUCAUUGUAUGACACAUGGGUUUUAUUAGAUUGUUCACAUAUUUUAUACAGUCAAAACCCCAUAGAAACUGAUCCAUUCAAUGUUCAUUGGUCCCAGGGUAUGUAGCUCUUAGUAUUUCGUUUCCUAUUGGUUACAGUUCUCUUUGUCCCCGGUGUUAAUUAGGUCCUCAUUCUUAUCCCUCCCAGGCCAGGUGUCUCCAGCCAUGCCAGGGGUGUUGUUGGGGAUUGAUGUUCCCUUAUUGGCCAUUGAUCUCUGUUAUCUUUUGUGUAUCUUCUGUGCUACUCCCAGUCCGUUGAGAAGUUAAACUCAUCAGGCCUGACCUGGUGGAACAAUGUCUUGGAAAGAAACUGCUCUGUGUUCCUUUUCCCUUCCCUUAAUUCAGCUCCCCUCCAAAAUAACUCCAGUUGGAAGAGACAAAUGUUCUGCUGGAGGUGGGGAUUGCCUGGAAGGGAGAGGGAAAAGCUUGGACUGAGGUGUUGGAGCCUUGGGGUGGGGAGGGAGAACCCUGGAACGCAGGGAGGCCAAUGUUGGCUCCCACAAGUUGCUGAUGAAUAGUGAUCAGCUGAGCCCAGGUCCAGGGGGCUCGUGGAGCUGGGACCCUCCUGCCCUGCACAGCUGCACUCAGAGUUAAUAAACAUUGGUGCAUAGUGGUGGUUGUGGGGCCUUCUGUCCUCCAUCACCACCUUGUGAAAACAGAAGUACUGUAAAGAAGUUUCUGGGUUUCCUUUGAGAUGUUUCUUCAACAAAGCUGACACUGUUACUAUGUUUUGCUGUGUAGUUUUUGUUUAAAUAUACACCCAAAAGGUGGGGCUUGGUUUAAAUAUAUGUUCCUCCAAGUCAAUUGUUGCUGGAUGGAAUCAGAGAGGAUGACUGUGAUGGCAAACUGUGAAUUCAAGGGGAGUGAGUGUGAGAGCCUAGACAGCAGUCUGUGUUACAGCCACACUGAGCCAGAGCUGCACUUGAGCACUUGAAUUUGCUCAGAAGCUGCUGGGAGUGAGGUCAGGCCUUGGUGCUGUGGGAUGAACCUGUGGAACAGGGAGAUGCUUUGCUGGAGUGAACACGUACCCUGUGUGAACCAUGUGGGUUCAAGGUGAUACCUCUGCUCACUGGAUUCAGGCUCUCCUUCCUUCUCUUCAUUUUUACUUGAAAAGUUGCUUCUGAAUAGUUCAGUGAAGCUUCUGUCAGUGCCACGUCCAGGUCCCACAGAGUGAUGCUGCAGGAGCAUCAGCCUGUCCCUUCAUGCUUGGAGAAAGGGAAGGUGCACUGAGGUGUGCAGGCUCGACUCCAGCCCUGCUCGGCUUAGGUCAGGCUGAAUUUCCAGCUGGCAUUUUGGCAGCUUUUCUGCGCUUUCAGGCACUUGACACGAAGAGCAGGAAAACUCUGCCCCAGAACUCAUGAUCUUGCCAGACACAUCCAGUGCUUACACGGUUUUAAAUCUCUUCUGGGGGUGGAGGCAGCUCGUUUGUAUCUCUGCGUGUGACUCACAAAGUUAUGGCACUUCUGGUUAUGGUCAGAAAACUCAAUUUCAAUGCCUGUUACUCUAAUGUCCUUCUCAUUUCCAGCCUGUGUUCCUCCCAAUCCUGCACUAUCACUGCUGCGGCCUCAGUGUGAUGAGUUGUAAGUGGAAAUUUCAAUUCCACAGCCUCUAAAGCUUACCGUUUUAAUGAAUGGGGAAGAAUCAUGCUAAUUAUUUGCCACGCAAUCAGUGAUCUUAAUGAAGUGAGACUUGGAGAGACUCCAUGGGGUGUUUUGAAAUCAGUUUUCUGAAAAGAACCGCUGUUAACAUGUCUUUUGUAACGCUGUAGUAAAAGGUGUUGACUGCCCUGGGUCCUCAGGCCCGGAGCGCAAUCACAUCCGUGUGACAAUCCCGGAUUCCUGCUGGGAGAGCGACUGGCUCUUGGUUCUCACCCGCUGAAUGCACUAAAGUCUAUUCAAAGUGAUUAAUCAGAGUUUCUACGUGAGUAAAACAAGCAGCUGGCUCUGUGCUCGCUCUCCUGAUGCUGGGCCGGUGCUGGGGGGUCUGUUCUCCCCAGCUGCUGCAGGACUUUGGGGCUGUCCCCGUGUCCCCUCUCCUGUCACCCUGACCCCGUGUGAGCACUGGCAACGUGGCCUGAUCGUGUCCUCAGCGCCACAGCAGCAAAACCUAGCGAGAUCUGCUUAAUUGCUGAACUCAAUCACUCCAAAGUGGUAAUUGAUUACUUUAACUCAGCUUCCACCAAAGACUCUUAUGUUGGGGAGUUGAAUUUUUGUGGGUUUUUGUUUCUUUCCUCACGGUGUUAAAAUCAAUGCCUUCAAGCACACUGACAGACCCAAAAGCAUUUUUACAGUAGUAUCAUGACAGUGAAAUCCUGCUCCGGUUCUGAAACACAUUCCUGAAACCCGAUCAGCUGCAUUAGCAUUUCUAGAAAUAACCCACAGCCUGUAGUUUCUGUUGUAGGUGGGUAAAUACCCUUACACACACCUAGAAAUACUCCCUGUGAAGUUAGAGGGAUAACGUUGAUCCAGUGUUCCCGAUCCCUUGCCUCCAAAGGGAUGGGGUGGGAGGGCAGGGGGCUGACUGGUGUGGGAUGCAGCAGGUGGAGCAUCCCACACACUGAGUCUGGUGGUGGGAGAAACUCCUUUGUAUCCACGAGGAGCAGAAGCUGGAAGUGUCUGUGGUCCCCACAGUGACCCACAGUGACAUGUGUCCCAUGUUCCACCCGUGCCCUCUGUCCCCUCUGCCUGGCAGAUCCCUGGGCUCGUUUUGCACUCCGGUUGGGAUCAUCCGUUCCUGGUAAUCAUGAAGAAAUGUUCCACUUGUAAACUUAUGUACAUUUUAUUAAAACUGUAUCU